AUGGGGAUGGAAAUGCUAUCCCAGAGGAUGGUUUUGUGGCUGAUGGCCUCGGGAUUGAUCUUCAGUGGGGAGAUGUGGGUCUCCACGGGCUUCGAUUAUGAUUACACUUACGCUUUGCACGAAGAGGAUAAAACCGAGACGCUAGAUUAUAAGGAUCCCUGUAAAGCUGCUAUCUUUUGGGGAGAUAUUGCCUUAGAUGAUGAAGAACUAAGAGUCUUUCAAAUUGAUAGGACAAUUGACCUUACACAGAACUCAUUUGAAAAACUUGGACAUAUCACAGGUGGUCUGGGAGACUAUGGCGUGUCAAAGAAAAGAGGGGCUCUGUAUCAGCUCAUAGACAGGAUAAGAAGAUUUGGCUCCGGUUUAGAACAAAAUAGCACAGCUAAAGGAAAAGCAUCUGUAAAAUUCUCAGGGCAAAAUGAGAAAAACCGGGUUCCCAGGGCUGCUACAUCAAGAACUGAAAGAAUAUGGCCUGGGGGUGUCAUUCCAUACGUUAUAGGAGGCAAUUUCACUGGCAGCCAGCGAGCCAUGUUCAAGCAGGCCAUGAGGCACUGGGAGAAACACACAUGUGUAACUUUCAUCGAAAGAAGUGAUGAAGAAAGUUAUAUCGUAUUUACUUAUAGGCCUUGUGGAUGCUGUUCUUAUGUGGGUCGGAGAGGCAAUGGACCUCAAGCUAUCUCUAUUGGCAAGAAUUGUGAUAAAUUUGGAAUUGUUGUCCAUGAAUUGGGACAUGUAAUAGGUUUCUGGCAUGAACACACACGACCAGACCGAGAUAAACAUGUAACUAUCAUAAGAGAAAAUAUCCAGCCAGGUCAAGAGUACAACUUCUUGAAGAUGGAGCCUGGAGAAGUGAACUCCCUUGGGGAACCAUAUGAUUUUGACAGUAUUAUGCACUAUGCCAGGAACACCUUCUCAAGGGGGAUGUUUCUAGAUACCAUUCUUCCUGCCCGUGAUGAAAAUGGCAUACGUCCUGCAAUUGGCCAACGUACACGCUUGAGCAAAGGAGAUAUUUCACAGGCAAGAAAGCUGUAUAGAUGUCCAGCAUGUGGAGAAACACUUCAAGAGUCUACUGGCAACUUUUCUUCUCCGGGAUUUCCAAAUGGCUAUCCUUCCUAUACACAUUGUAUAUGGAGAAUUUCUGUGACUCCGGGGGAAAAGAUUGUCUUAAACUUUACCACAAUGGACCUCUACAAGAGUAGUUUGUGCUGGUAUGAUUACAUUGAAGUCCGAGAUGGAUACUGGAGAAAAUCACCUUUGCUAGGUAGAUUCUGUGGUGACAAAUUGCCUGAAGUCCUCACAUCUACUGACAGCAGGAUGUGGAUUGAGUUUCGAAGCAGCAGUAAUUGGGUAGGAAAAGGUUUGGCAGCUGUUUAUGAAGCAAUCUGUGGUGGUGAGAUCCAUAAAAACGAAGGCCAGAUCCAGUCCCCUAAUUAUCCUGAUGACUACAGACCCAUGAAAGAAUGUGUGUGGAAAAUAAUAGCUUCAGAGAACUACAAUGUUGGAUUAACCUUUCAGGCAUUUGAGAUCGAAAGACAUGACAGCUGUGCUUAUGACUACCUGGAAAUUCGAGAUGGGUCCAGUGAAAAUAGUCCUUUGAUUGGUCGUUUUUGUGGUUAUGAUAAACCAGAAGAUAUCAGGUCGACUUCUAAUACCCUGUGGAUGAAGUUUGUUUCAGAUGGAACUGUUAACAAAGCUGGGUUUGCUGCUAACUUUUUUAAAGAGGAAGAUGAAUGUGCCAAACCUGACAAUGGAGGCUGUGAACAGCGAUGUGUAAACACUUUGGGAAGUUAUCAGUGUGCUUGUGAACCUGGCUAUGAGCUUGGGCCUGAUAAGAGGAGUUGUGAAGCUGCUUGUGGAGGACUACUAACAAAGCUCAAUGGCACCAUAACCACCCCAGGCUGGCCCAAAGAAUACCCACCCAAUAAAAACUGCAUUUGGCAGGUGGUUGCUCCAACCCAGUACCGAAUUUCUAUGAAAUUUGAGUUUUUUGAACUAGAGGGCAAUGAAGUUUGCAAAUAUGAUUAUGUAGAGAUCCGAAGUGGAUUGUCCUCAGACUCCAAAUUACAUGGCAAAUUUUGUGGGGCAGAAGUACCUGAGGUGAUCACUUCCCAGUUCAACAACAUGAGGAUUGAAUUCAAAUCUGACAACACCGUUUCUAAGAAAGGUUUUAAAGCUCAUUUCUUCUCAGACAAAGAUGAAUGCUCUAAGGAUAAUGGUGGAUGUCAACAUGAAUGCAUCAACACUGUGGGAAGUUAUGUGUGUCAUUGUCGAAAUGGAUUUGUGCUUCACGAGAAUAAACAUGACUGUAAAGAAGCGGAAUGUGAACAGAAGAUUCAUAGUCCAAAUGGAAUGAUUAGCAGCCCCAACUGGCCAGACAAGUAUCCGAGCAGGAAGGAAUGCACAUGGGAAAUCAGUGCCACUCCUGGACAUCGAGUUAAACUAACAUUUAACCCAUAUGAGCUUCAGUUUCCUCACAUGCUUUCUUUAGAAAAAGCUGUCCAGGGUUUCAGCCACUACUUUCGGAAAGCAGAAUGUGGUGGUCGACUGAAAGCUGAUUCCAAUCCAAGAGAUCUGUACUCGCAUGCUCAGUUUGGUGACAACAAUUACCCAGUCCAAGUCCGGUGUGAGUGGCUACUAAUGUCAGAACGAGGCUCUUCAGUUGAAUUAAUUUUUCAGACUUUUGAGGUUGAAGAAGAAGCAGACUGUGGCUAUGACUAUGUCCAGAUCUUUGAUGGUCAUGAUUCAACAGCUCGAAAUCUUGGUCGAUUCUGUGGCUCAGGACCACCUGAAGAAAUCGAUUCAUCCGGGGAUGCUAUUUUAAUUUAUUUCCACACUGACGAUACAAUCAACAAGAAAGGAUUCCAUAUACGAUACAAAAGCAUAAAAUACUCAGAUGCCACUCAUACCAAAAAAUAAUGCCAAAACCUCUAUGUCCAAAAGAAAAGGAGCGAGCUUGAUGGGGAGAAGCAUUUUUUUACUGAAGUUAUUAGCACAAAAAUUUUCUAUAAUGAGCUUGAAUCAACACAAAUCUUCAAAAUCACAAUUGUUUCUGUUCCCAGAUUGAAGUAUUCAGGUAGCCCAACAGAAUAGACAUGAUGGUGAUGUGUGGGCUCCAUGCUUGAUUAUAUCUGCAAACCUGGUGGAAGGGCAUUGCAUGCUUCCAGGAGGACUAGAUGAGUUUUUUUAAACAGCUUGAUUUAUGUCAUUAAUGCCUGGCAAUUGAAUCAAUUCCAUUCAGAAAAAGUGAUCCUUCAGAUUUCUUCCUUCUAAAAAUUGUUUGGUGUCCAGGAAAGGGGAAAACAAACAAGCAAACAAAAUAA
Gracilinanus agilis (Agile Gracile Mouse Opossum) is the source of this 3320-nucleotide messenger RNA. RefSeq names its product tolloid like 1 (gene TLL1). Lineage: Eukaryota; Metazoa; Chordata; Mammalia; Didelphimorphia; Didelphidae. The transcript is spliced from 22 exons. The record is from RefSeq and is a predicted model, not a curated record. Gene Ontology annotation, biological process: proteolysis. Bases 1 to 2916 code for a protein of 971 amino acids. Gene Ontology annotation, molecular function: zinc ion binding; serine-type endopeptidase activity; metalloendopeptidase activity.